Messenger RNA from Pygocentrus nattereri (red-bellied piranha), 5129 nucleotides. RefSeq names its product chondroitin sulfate N-acetylgalactosaminyltransferase 1a (gene csgalnact1a). The transcript has 9 exons. Gene Ontology annotation, molecular function: glucuronosyl-N-acetylgalactosaminyl-proteoglycan 4-beta-N-acetylgalactosaminyltransferase activity. Gene Ontology annotation, cellular component: Golgi cisterna membrane. The record is from RefSeq and is a predicted model, not a curated record. Bases 1774 to 3432 code for a protein of 552 amino acids. Lineage: Eukaryota; Metazoa; Chordata; Actinopteri; Characiformes; Serrasalmidae.
UCUCCUCCACAUGCCGAGGUACGCACAGGCGGCUGAAACAGCGCGAGCGCUCCGGCGAAUAUUUGUGGAUGAGACAGUCGGUGGGAUAUGAAAUAUGCAAGACGUUUGGAGAACAUGUCGGAUCGGGUAUGGUUACGAACUGAGGAAAAAAUAAACACGAGACGGCAUCCAUUCUGAUGGCACGUGGGUGCAAAACAUGAACCUUCACAGAUAUGUGAUGGCGAGACUUCAUGUUUUAUGAGACUACAUGAAUGAGUCUUCUACUUGAAGCUCUAAGGAGCAGCAUAUGGACCCAGGGACGAGGAUUAUUCACUGAGGAAUUUGUUUUUUGUCUUUCUGGACAAAAUGUGUCAUCAUCGCACAGUCCAACAGCAUGAAAACAUACUCCUGGGAGAUUCUAACACUAUGGCAGAGCGGACUUGAGCAUUGUAGUCAUUUCAGUCAUGUCUGAGUCACUGCUGGAGAAAGAGAGAGAGAGACAGAGAGAGAGCAGCAAUAAUAACACAGCAUCUCUAACAGGAUUGUGAGGGUGAGAGACAUUAAGAAGACAUAAAGAGAGAGAGGAAAGUAGAUUUUCAGAGCAUGUUAUGGGUAAAAAUGGUGAACUCAAGUAUUUGUACAUUUAUAGCAGGGAAUAAUAAGCCUGCAAUUUGGAGGGUUAAUAUUUUAUUAAUUUCGUCCUCUGUUUAAUACCUUGUAUUUACUCCAAACAGUUUGUUAGCUGCUCUACACACUCUUAACACGAGUUAAAAGAGAAGUUGUGUAAAGAGGGUGAAACAAGGACAGACAGGCUGAUUUCGAACAAAUGUUCCUUUGUGUCCUUUAAAAAAGGGAACGUGAUAGUCUAGCUCCCCCAGACAAAACUCUCACCCAUCCUGUCUCGUAUCAAAGGCUAAAUAGCUUCAGCAAAGACAGCCAAAACUGGCUGAUCUGUGCGCUGUUUUCUGAUUAGCUGUUCCUGAGCAAUAGAUUGCAGUAAUCCAGGGCUACAACUAAGAAUUAUGUCCUUGGUGCAGCAACAAAAUAUCAUCCCUGAUCCACAGAUGCUGCAAAACUUUGAACAUUCCAGGUUUUCUUUUAUGGUGCAAGAAAAUAAUGCAAGCCAUAUCGCCCCCUACAUUUCCUGUAGUGUAUUAUAGUCUGUCAGAAGGACUGUGUGGAUCAUAUGAACAUUACAGAGUGUUUUUUUAAAUUAAACAAUAUAAGCCAUAUCGCCCCCUACACUUCCUGUCGUGUAUUCCAGUCUGUCAGAAUGACUGAAUGGUUUAUAUGAACAUUAUAGAGUAGUUUUUAACCCUUGAAACUUUAAGGACUUAUCAACAGAUCCAGAUAUGCAAUUUAUACCAAAUAAUGUAUAGUAGCUAGCAUUGUUAUACUAAGUAAUAAAUCUUAAUAUUCAGGUUAAGAACCGAACAAUAAGAUGGCAGUUCAAGAGUUGAAGUAAAUAAAUAAAAAAUCCGCAUUGCCCUUAUUUCCGUUGUUGAUGUCACUGACUUUAAUGAAUUUAAACGUUAAUUAAUCACAUCCCUACUAACUAUCAUAUUGCAGUUUGUUGAAAUGGACUGUAUGAACUUCAUAGAGACUUACAGAAGGCUUAUUUAUAUGUUUUUACAUAUUUGACAUUGACUGACUGAUUUAUCGUCAUGUAUUCAUGAUUGGCCCUUUUUAAGUAUACCUACUGCAUUGACAAUUCAUGUUGGCCUUUUUUAUUGACAGAAUUUAUUUGCUGUCACUGAAUUUAUUUGCUGUCACUGCAGCAGCGUUUUGGUAGCGAUGUUGCGCAGAGGUCUUGUGUCGUGUUUGUCUCGUGUGGGUGCAGUUUUGGUGCUUGUGUGCUGCUCGCUCUCUCUCCUCUAUGUCAUUACCUGCAGCCCUCACACUGAUGACUCGCUGACUGGCCCCCAGUUGCCCAGGACGGGCCCUGCAGGGUCACCUGGAGGUCAUGGUGUGCUCAGCGGCGCCCCCCAGGGCCCAUCGGGUGGACGGGAGAAUUACCAGGCCCUCCUGCAGGAGCGCGAGGAGCAGCACCGACAGCACAUCUCCAGCCUGAAGAAACAGAUUGCCCAGUUGAAGGAGGCCCUGCAGGAGCGUGGGGAGCCAAUAAAGGGAGAAAAGGAGUCUCCAGAGAAAGGAGGAGAGAGACAGGCGGGCGCAGCGGCGAUUGAGGAGAGAAGCCACACUGACCUGCAGGAGUUCCUGCGCAGUCAGCUGUCCCGGGCAGAGGUUCACUCAGGUGUGCGGCUGCCAAGCGAGUAUUCUGUGGUGCCGUUUGAGAGUUUCACGCUGCAGCGUGUGUACCAGCUGGAGAUGGGGCUGACACGGCACCCAGAGGAGAAACCGGUGAGGAAGGACCGGCGGGAUGAAAUCAACGAAGUGCUGGAGAGCGCCCUGCAGACCCUCAACACACCAAACCUGAGCAGAGACAGGACCGCCAGCAAGGUCUACAGUCCUGCUGACUUCAUAGAGGGUAUUGCUCGUACAGAGAAGGAUAAAGGGACGCUGUAUGACCUGUCAUUCCGUGGAGAGCAGCCGCAGCAGUUCCGCAGGCUGGUGCUUUACAGACCGUUCGGACCGUUAAUGAAGGUUUCAGAUGAGCGAGUGCAGACACAGUACACACUCAUCAACAUCAUCCUCCCGCUCUCACACCGAGCCGACAAGUUCAGACACUUCAUGCACAACUUCAGAGAGGUGUGCAUAAAGCAGGACGGACGAGUGCACCUCACUGUAGUCUACUUUGGCCGAGACCAAAUAAGUGAAGUCAGAGGAACUCUGGAGAACACAUCCAGAGAGUUGAAUUUCCAGAACUUCACUCUGAUCCAGCUGAAUGAGGAGUUUUCUCGUGGCCGUGGUUUAGAUGUGGGCGCCCGAGCGUGGAAGGGAGGAAACGUCCUGCUGUUCUUCUGCGACGUUGACAUCAUCUUCACCUCUGACUUCCUCAACACCUGCAGACUGAACACCCAGCCAGGAAAGAAGGUGUUUUACCCCGUCCUGUUCAGUCAGUUUAACCCGGCGGUGAUCUAUGGCAGCAGUGAGCACGUUCCACCCGUUGAGCAGCAGCUGGUCAUUAAGAAGGACACCGGCUUCUGGCGGGAUUUCGGCUUCGGAAUGACCUGCCAGUACAGAUCUGAUUUCAUCAACAUAGGUGGUUUUGAUGUGGAUAUUAAAGGCUGGGGUGGAGAGGAUGUUCAUCUCUACAGGAAGUACCUGCACAGUAACCUCCUGGUGAUCCGGGCUCCGUCCCGAGGACUCUUCCACCUGUGGCACGAGAAGCACUGUGCAGACGAGCUCCCGCCGGACCAGUACAAGAUGUGCAUGCAGUCCAAGGCCAUGAACGAGGCGUCGCACGGCCAGCUGGGAAUGCUGCUCUUCAGACAUGAGAUUGAGGCCCACCUGCGCAAACAGAAACAGCGCAGUGCUGCCAAAAAGCCCUGAGAGAUGGCGUUCAGCCACACAGGCUGCACCAACACACACAUACAGUGUUUGAACACUCCAGUCCAGUGCCGUGUGAAAAUAUGGCAUUUUUCUGCUAAUUUUAGUCAUUUUAGUAGUUUCUAUUUAUUUGCCAUUUAAUAUGAAAAAAAUAAAAUAUAAAAUAUAAAUAUGCCUAAACUAUUGCACAGACACCUUUUUAUGUUGUAUUUUUCUCCCAAUGUGUUAAAUUCAGCAAAUAAACAGUAAAGAGAAAGAGUUCACUUAGAAAAUCAACAGAGCAUAAUGCUGACCGGGAGUGCCAAAACUUUUGUUCACCCAGAUCUAACACAGUUGAUCCAACUAAUCAGGGUCUUCUGUGGAAUUUACUGAUUAGGCUGAGAAUUUAAAGCGAUAGAUUGGAGAAAGAGAACAAAAGUACAUCUCCAAACUAAACACAGCCGUCUACGUCUGUCCAUUUCUAUAGACAAGCAAGUCUAUUUGACCACACUUAAAGAGCCCAUAGCAUGCAAAACUGAAUCUUCUUUGCUUCAGUUGAGUUUGAUUUAGUAUUCAAACACGGUCACAGUUCCUGUUCACUCCCCAGUUCAUACAGUCAAGCUGUGAAAACCACCUGUUCUGACAUUUUUGUGAUGUCACACUUAUCUGAUAAUUCUGCCUGCAGCUGUUUACCCUGCCCACUCAUGCUGAAGUUAUUGAUUGCAGGCAAUCAGAAUAGAGCUCAUUUACAUAUACAGCUGUGUGCAAAUGUUUGUGCACCUCUGGUCAAGUGAUGUGUUGUUGAUUGAAGUGCACACAUCCUCUGCAGAGAACACACUUCUGCACACUUUAAUACACAGUUGCUGUUUAUGUGCUGGGUUUAGCAUAACAGGGGACAAAAGAGUGCAAAGGUUAUAGUACACUUUAUGCUUACCAUUUUAUUUUGUAAUGUGUUAAACUCAGCAAAUAAAUAGAAUCUGUGCACUAAGCAGAAAAAUGCAAUAGUGAAGUUCACUGUAGAGGAUGUAUUUAUGCAUUUUCAUUUAGAAAGUCAUUUGACCAGGGGGACUCAGUCUCAAAGGCACAGUAACAAAAGCAGUUGAUUUAAUAGGAAAACAAUCAUGUAGAAAUGAAUAACGAUAAAUGAUGUUUUUAGUGCAUAAAAUCACAUCAAAUCCACGCUUUUUGUUUUUUUUUUCGCCUUACUGUUGCUUUAAAGAUAGACCAGUGAUGUAGGUGGACAAAUGGACCAUACAAACACAGACACUGAAACCAAACAUGAAGAUAAGCCGGAUAUGGCAGAAAGGCAGCAGACAGCGACGUGGGCUGGAAAGCAGUGCUAAGUGGAUGACGCAGCGUGGGUUUGAAAACGACUGCUCGUCCUCAGGGCCUCCUUCACUCUUCAUACUGUUAUUAGUGUAACUGAGUCUGUAACGGACAUACGGCCGCUGAUAACCGAGCACAGAAGGACACCAGUGUUGCUGGAGCUGCAUUCCACUGACUCCUUCUGGCCUCCGGAGGAAAGGCAGCCAGCGAGGAAUGCUGAGAUGAGCUUGAUUUUUGGAUGAAUAUUAAUCAGUGUCAAUGUUUUUGACAGAAAAAGUGACGUCCUAUAAGAAACAGUCUUCCACAGGUUGAGGUUAUAUAUCACCGUCAUUUCUGCACUGAGACUUUAUCAGACAAGUCUGUCUGUAUUCAGCAAAAAUACAGCAUCUGCCAAA